This is a messenger RNA of Lucilia sericata (common green bottle fly), 372 nucleotides long. RefSeq lists its product as uncharacterized. Bases 1 to 372 code for a protein of 123 amino acids. The transcript has a single exon. The record is from RefSeq and is a predicted model, not a curated record. Lineage: Eukaryota; Metazoa; Arthropoda; Insecta; Diptera; Calliphoridae.
AUGAUUACCCAUGCUAGUAGUUACGAAUUGCUUAAAAACCUCAAGGUAUUAGACGAGCCAUUAUUACAAUUACAUAGAGAUGAUCAGUUACAACUUCUUCGUAAAGAUAUUCAAGCUCAUAUUACUAAGGCUUAUGAGAUUAACAAGAACCAAUAUAAUUUAAGAGCUCGGCCCAUCUCAUAUAAUGUAGGUCAAUUUGUGUUUCGUAGAAACUUUGCUCAAAGCAAUUUUGAGAAAAAAUUUAAUGCGAAAUUAGCUCCAUCCUUUCUUAAGGCAAAAAUAAAAGAGAAGGUAGGAAAUAAUUACUAUAUUCUGGAAGACACUGAACGAAAAGUUAUUGGCACAUAUCAUGCUAAAGAUUUAAGACCUUAA